CUCUUGAAUAAUUUAAAUCAUCUCAAAUAAUUCAUGGUCGACCCUUUCGAUCUUUAAAUAACCUGAGUUUCAGAAUUAUAUAUAUAUUAAUAAUUAAAUAUUUGAGCAGAUGUAGAAUAAUAAGAAAGCCAAAAGAACAAAAUUGACAAAAGAACAAAUAGAUGUUUUGUAAUAAGCAUUUACAUUGUUUGAUACAGAUAAAUCAGGAUCAAUUGAUGAGUCAGAAUUGAGAAAUGCCAUGAAAGCUCUUGGAUUCAACGCAUCCAAAGAAGAAGUUCAAAAGAUGGUUGAAUAAAUAGAUAGAGAUGGAUCUGGAACAAUUGAAUUUCAGGAAUUUGUGGAAAUGAUGAAAAAGAAGAUGUUGGAGGAUAAGAAUGUUGAAGUCGAAAUAGAAAAAGCAUUCAACUAUUUUGAUGAUGAUAAUGAAGGUGCUAUUGAUCUAGAAAAAUUAAGAAGAGUUGCAGCCGAUUUAGGAGAAGAAUGCGAUGAACAAACCCUAAAAGACAUGAUUUACGCUGCUGAUCUUGAUCAAGAUGGCAAAGUUAGUAAAGAUGAAUUCAUGAUGGUUAUGAGGAAGAUGAAAUUAAUAUGA
Paramecium tetraurelia is the source of this 592-nucleotide messenger RNA. RefSeq lists its product as uncharacterized. NCBI's taxonomy places the organism in Eukaryota, Ciliophora, Oligohymenophorea, Peniculida, Parameciidae. The record is from RefSeq and is a predicted model, not a curated record. Gene Ontology annotation, molecular function: enzyme regulator activity; calcium ion binding. The transcript is spliced from 3 exons.